Molecule: messenger RNA, 1854 nt
Organism: Epinephelus fuscoguttatus (brown-marbled grouper)
Lineage: Eukaryota; Metazoa; Chordata; Actinopteri; Perciformes; Serranidae
Gene: meiob
Product: meiosis specific with OB-fold
Exons: 13
Coding region: 345-1736 (463 amino acids)
Biological process (GO): resolution of meiotic recombination intermediates
Molecular function (GO): single-stranded DNA binding; single-stranded DNA 3'-5' DNA exonuclease activity
Source: RefSeq, a predicted model, not a curated record
UUAAGAAAAAAUAGGAGCCCUCUAAAUACUCAUGUCGCCAGUUAGAGGUGAUAGCAGUGAACGAGUCAGCUAGCUUAACAUUAGCUUUGUUUUACUAUGUAGCUAGCAGAGUUAGCUAACUGUUACAACUGACCUAAUAAUUUAACUCAGGUACAGUAGCGUUAGUUUUAAGCUAAGCUCUUAAGUAUUAGGUUAUGUUAGAAAAAAGCAAAUGCUUACAUACCUUUUAUCCAGGUGGUGUUAGCCAAAAAAACAACUGUCAACGUUAGCUUUAUUUGUCUUGCCCAUUUUCAGAGUAAAUGUAUUAACACUGACUGGACUGUAUUAAGUUAUGAAUAAACAAAAUGGCUGCUCAGACCUACAUCGCCAUCUCUGAGCUGCAUCCCAACUUCUCUCAUCCGAAAGUGGCAGGCAUCGUCAUUGGGAAAUCUGAUGUCAGAAGCUUUCCUGACAGAAAAAAUAUAGGUGUGGACAGAUACACUUUCAGCUUCACCAUUAAGGACUCACCUGACUUCUUCAUCAAUGUGACAGCCUGGGGAAACGAUGGGUACAUCAUUGGGCUCUCCAACAGCUUCAGCACUGGAGACUGUAUCAUCAUUGACAAUCCUUUAGUCACCAGCAAAGACCCAGAGAAAGGGGACAAAUUCUGUCCCACAACACCAAGCCUCUAUAGGUUGUUGGUGACGGAGGCUCAUUCCCAGGUGUCUCUGUGUGCUGAUAUGGAUACUAUCGACAGGAUGCUGCCACUGAUCCACCUGCCAGUGAAGGACUCCAGAGAUUUCUACUCUCUGGGAGACAUUGUGGCCAACGGGCAGAAGUUGGACGGCACAGUGAUAAAUAUACUGGCUGCAGUGAAAUCGAUUGGAGAGCUAAAGCAGUUCACCACUUCAGACAGACGCAAAGGGCAGAGGCUGGAAGUGAAGCUCUUUGAUGACUCUGUCUCUUCCUUCCCUCUUGUCUGCUGGGACAGAGAAGCCAUUCAGCUCGUGCAAACUUUGAUACCCAAGGAGACGGUGCUCUUCAUAGCUGACGCAAAGAUUAGCUUUGACAGCUUUCGCAACGGCAUGACAGCAACCGUUAACUCGAAAACCAUUAUCACUGUCAAUCCCGACACCAGAGAGGCCAGUCUGCUCUACAGCUACGCUAAAGAGGCAUCCGAGUCUGGUGUUCUGGAUCAAGAUGAGAAGCCAGAAGACGUUCCUCUGGAGUCCAUCACUGACAUGUACACGGUGAGCCAGCUGAAGCAGAAGGCCCGGGAGGACCCUGAGGCUUUCUUUGGCAUCACAUACAGCUUCGUCUCCAGGCUCGACCUCGACUCCUCUGUUUCAAAAGUCAUCAGGACACGGUGCUCCAGGUGUAAGUUUCAGGUGACUGAUGACAUGCAGAGCUGCACCAAUGAGUUGUGUCCAGGGAGGGAUCAGGCCCUUUCAGCCUCCACAGGCUUUGACCUGCUGGUGGACUUCACAGACCACACCGGCACCUUGCAUGCCUGCACCCUUAGAAGCCCCGUGGCAGAAAAGACACUUGGCUGUACGACGGACGAGUUCACCAGUCUGACCGAUGACGAACGGACUGCACUGAAGUGGAAAUUUCUCUUGGAGAGAUGCAAAAUAUACGUGAAGAUACUGCCGUCUUCUAGAAUGAAGUCUGGGGUCAGGGGGAUGGUCCUGGCCUGCUCGGUGGCUGACCCAGGAGAGGUGAAACAGCACAUGUCUGCCUUGCUGCAGCGCCUGUGAUCACAACACACACACUGACUGAGCAGAAGAGCACAUAUGUUGCAGCUGGCUGCUUUACCUGCUGUGUGGUACUGUUCGGACUGAGAUGUUGACAAAAGGGCAAGAGUUAUUCAUACAU